Messenger RNA from Microtus ochrogaster (prairie vole), 3920 nucleotides. RefSeq names its product protein phosphatase 6 regulatory subunit 1 (gene Ppp6r1). Gene Ontology annotation, cellular component: cytosol; nucleus. The record is from RefSeq and is a predicted model, not a curated record. NCBI's taxonomy places the organism in Eukaryota, Metazoa, Chordata, Mammalia, Rodentia, Cricetidae. Gene Ontology annotation, molecular function: protein phosphatase regulator activity; protein phosphatase binding.
GGCGGAGCUGGCUGUGCGUUGGAGGCCUUGAGCUGGACGGCUGGGCCGGAGAGAGCCAGCCGCUUCAGGGGACACUGAGUGAGGAGACGGUCGUCGGCUCUCGGGUGUAGCUCUGCGCCCGUUGGGGCUGCGGAGGCUUGUUUUUUUGUUUUUUGUUUGUUUGUUUUAUUUCCUGUCCCUCGGUGCCGGCGUGUCUGUCUGUGUGUGUUUCUGUGUGUGUAACCCGCGGCGACUUCCCUCGUCGCCCCUGCUUCGGAGGUGUCUGCGCAGGCCUCGCGUCUGCCACGAAGCUCUGCUGUGGAACGAGCGCGCCUACUUUGUCGCGAAGCCCCGAACUCGUCGACGCUCGGCGGUGAGGCAGGGGAUUCCCUGCGACCGGAGGGCGCUUGCGCGGCUCCGCGAGCUCCGGUCCGGGCGCCUGCGCGAGCUUCCCCCCGGCGCCGCCCCCGCCCCUCUUAGCCGGCCCCUCAGCAGGGCCGGAGCCGCCGGCGGCGGGGCGGCGGGGGCGCCCCGAUGAGCCCCGAGUGCGAGGAGCCGCCGCCCCCCCGCGCAGGGCGCCAUGUUUUGGAAGUUUGACCUGCACACAAGCUCUCAUCUGGACACGCUGCUGGAAAAGGAGGACUUGAGCCUGCCUGAGCUUCUGGAUGAGGAGGACGUGCUGCAGGAGUGCAAGGUUGUCAACCGGAAGCUCCUGGACUUCCUGCUACAGCCAUCCCACCUGCAGGCCAUGGUGGCCUGGGUCACCCAGGAGCCCCCAGCCAGUGGUGAGGAGCGGCUACGCUACAAGUACCCUAGUGUAGCGUGUGAGAUCCUGACCUCUGAUGUGCCCCAGAUCAACGAUGCCCUGGGUGCAGAUGAGUCCCUCCUGAAUCGUCUUUAUGGCUUCCUGCAGAGUGGUGACAGCCUCAACCCACUACUUGCUAGCUUUUUCAGCAAGGUCAUGGGCAUUCUCAUCAAUCGCAAGACAGACCAGCUUGUGUCCUUCCUGCGCAAGAAAGAUGACUUUGUGGACCUGUUGCUGCGGCACAUCGGAACCUCAGCCAUCAUGGACCUCCUGUUGCGCCUGCUUACUUGUGUUGAGCGGCCCCAGUUGCGGCAGGAUGUCUUCAAUUGGCUCAAUGAAGAGAAGAUAGUCCAGCGGCUAAUUGAGCAGAUUCACCCAUCAAAGGAUGACAAUCAACAUUCCAAUGCAUCCCAGUCCCUGUGUGACAUCAUCCGCCUCAGCCGGGAGCAGAUGAUCCAAGGCCAGGACAGCCCGGAGCCAGACCAGCUGUUGGCCACCUUAGAGAAGCAGGAGACCAUCGAGCAGCUCCUGAGUAACAUGUUUGAGGGAGAACAGUGCCAGUCUGUCAUUGUCAGUGGGAUCCAGGUGCUGCUGACCCUCUUGGAGCCUAGGAGGCCAAGGUCUGACUCUGUGACCAUGAACAACUUCUUUAGCAGUGUGGAUGGGCAGUUGGAGCUCCUGGCCCAGGGAGCCCUGGAUAAUGCAAUAUCCAGUAUGGGUGCCUUGCAUGCCCUGCGUCCCCGGCUUGCCCGUUUCCAUCAGCUCCUGCUUGAGCCUCCCAAGCUGGAGCCUCUGCAGAUGACAUGGGGCAGCCUGGCCCCACCACUGGGUAACACAAGGUUGCAUGUGGUCAAGCUCCUGGCCAGUGCUCUAAGUACCAACGCUGCUGCCUUGACACAGGAGCUCCUGGUGCUGGAUGUGCCCAACACCUUACUGGACCUCUUCUUCCACUACGUAUUCAACAACUUUCUGCACGCUCAAGUGGAGGUGUGUGUGAGUGCCAUGCUGAGUUCCGGGCCCCCUCCAGACAGCAGCUCUGAGACACCUAUCCCAAAUCCUAUCUUGAAACAUCUCCUGCAGCACUGCCGCUUGGUGGAGCGCAUUCUGACAUCCUGGGAGGAGAAUGACCGUGUACAGUCUGGAGGGGGCCCAAGAAAAGGCUAUAUGGGCCACCUGACCCGGGUGGCCAAUGCUGUGGUGCAGAAUGCAGAACAGGGACCCAAUGCUGAACAACUGGGGCAGCUACUAAAGGAGCUGCCAGAAGAUCAGCAGCAGCGGUGGGAAGCAUUUGUGUCAGGACCCCUGGCCGAGACCAACAAGAAGAACACAGUGGAUCUGGUGAACACUCACCAUCUCCACUCCUCCAGUGAUGAUGAGGAUGACCGCCUCAAGGAGUUCAAUUUCCCUGAGGAGGCUGUAUUGCAGCAGGCCUUCAUGGACUUUCAGAUGCAGCGCAUGACCUCAGCCUUCAUUGACCACUUUGGCUUUAAUGAUGAGGAAUUUGGGGAGCAGGAGGAAAGUGUGAAUGCACCAUUUGACAAGACUGCCAACAUCACCUUCUCCUUAAAUGCUGAUGAUGAGAAUCCCAAUGCCAACCUGCUUGAGAUAUGCUACAAGGACCGGAUCCAGCAAUUCGAUGAUGAGGAAGAAGAUGAGGAGGAAGGCCAAGGCUCAGCAGAGUCAGAUGGUGAAUAUGGUGCCUGGCAGGGCAGCCAGCCAGCGAGGGCAUCCCAUGCAGGCCAGCCUCCUGGUGUCCGGAGUGGAGGAAGCACAGACAGCGAGGAGGACGAGGAGGAUGAGGAGGAAGAGGAUGAGGAUGAGGGGGCUGGCCAGGCAGCCUGUGAAAGGACCAGCCCUUCCUCCUUCCCCAGCCCCGGCCCUCAGCCUUCUGGCCCAAGUUGGACAGCCACUUUUGACCCAGUGCCUAUGGAUGCCCCAACAGGACCCUCAGUUUCCAAGGAGGCAGACACGUCCUCUACCCAGAUCCUGACCAGCCCUCCAGCCCAUGAUGCCCCACAGCUCAGGUCUCAGGACCCUACACCCCCCUCAGCACCUCAGGAAGUCACAGAUAGCAGCAAAGUAGCAGAGCCUUUGGCCCCCUGCCAGGCCUUGGUUAGUGUUGCGGAUGUCCAGGCCACUCUUCAUGGGAUGUGCUCUGCCCCCAGCUCCUUGGACAGUGCAACCAGAGACCCCUCUACCUCUGUCCCAGCCUUCGAGGCCUACCAGUCCCCCCAGACUGUGGAGGGAGAAAAGAGCCUAGAACUUUUGGGGUUUCCCCAAAGCCAGAGUGCCCAGGGCCUUGAGAUACCCAAUGGCUCUACCACAGGAGAGCCUGUUUCAUCGAGUUCCCAGUAGCUGCCUGGUGGCAGUGGUGGCCAAAUCUUCUGUCCUCCCCAUGGAAUCCCCCAGUGGGGCAAGAUGGGUCCUUUGGUGGACCCCUGCCCCAUUAUCCCAUAUCCCACAUUCUCUCCUCUGGACUCCAAAGGAGGCUGGUGCCAGGGAGUACCCUCCCCCACCCCCAUUUGCACUGAGAAGAGAAACUAUGGAGCCUUGUCUCCUAGAAUAAAGAUAGAGAGUCACAUAGAGAGAAAGGAGAGAGAGAAAGACGUAUAUUAUAUAUUAUAUAUAUAGAGAGAGGAGAGGGAGGAGUAAGAAAGGAAGCCAGGACAAUAACUGGGUCAGUAGCGCUGAAGCACAACCUCCCCGCCUGUCCCAACAGGGACUGGCGCCGGGGUUUGAGGCUGCUGACCUGUGCUCUGGUGCAGAUGCUUAGACCCAGCCUUUCACUCAGGACCACCUUGGGGUGUAACAGGGCAUUAGACCCGGAUGACCAUGUAAUUGUUUAGACCUUGCACUUCGACCAGGCAUCUGGCCCCUGGCCCUGGGGAGCAGGGCUUCCCUGGCAACAUCCCCAGAGGCCCAGAACUGGGGAUUCUGGGUACCCAGUGCCCUGACGGUCCCAGCACUGCUGCCAAGUGGCCUUGUCCCAGCUCCUUCCCCCAGGCUGGUGUGAGUGUGCAAGUAUGUAUGCAGAGCUUGUGUUUCAUACUGCAAAUAUAAAUAAAGGAAGACAGCUGAAGAUUCCUGGUGUCAGAGCUCGAGUUCUGGGUUCAGGGUUGGGUGAAUCUGCUCCACA